Molecule: messenger RNA, 2085 nt
Organism: Mycena citricolor
Lineage: Eukaryota; Fungi; Basidiomycota; Agaricomycetes; Agaricales; Mycenaceae
Source: the annotation of a GenBank genome assembly
CGUCGCUAUAAAUUCGACCACGACAAAAUCCUCGAAAGCACAACCUCUCAUUCCCCGUCUCUCGCCAUGUCUGCACGCAGACCGACGCGCGCUCAUUCUUUGCGCAUCCUCUCCUCCUUCUCCCUUCUCGUUCUUUCUCUCCUCGCCUUGGUGUCCUUUUCGCCUGUAGCGAGCGCAGAGGAGGCUCACGCUGAGUAUGGAACUGUGAUUGGUAUCGAUUUGGGCACCACCUACUCUUGCGUUGGUGUCCAGCGAGGCGGCCGUGUAGAAAUCAUCGCAAACGACCAGGGUAACCGUAUCACUCCUUCAUGGGUCAGCUUUAUGGACGAUGAACGACUUGUCGGUGACAGCGCGAAGAACGCCUUCCACUCCAACCCCAAGAACACGGUUUUCGACGCAAAACGUCUCAUUGGUCGCAAGAUGGACGACGCUGACAUGAAGCGUGACCUCAAGCACUGGCCUUUCACUGUCGCCGAGAAGAACGGCAAGCCCGCGAUCACUGUCGCCUACAAGGGCGAGAACCGCGACUUCUCUCCGGAGGAAAUCAGCGCCAUGGUUCUCACCAAAAUGAAGGAGACCGCCGAGGCUUACCUCGGAGAGAAGGUCACCCACGCCGUUGUCACCGUUCCUGCCUACUUCAACGACGCUCAGCGUCAGGCUACCAAGGACGCCGGAACGAUCGCUGGUCUGACCGUGCUCCGUAUCAUCAACGAGCCCACCGCUGCCGCUAUCGCCUAUGGAUUGAACAAGAAGGGCGGAGAGUCGCAAAUCAUUGUCUACGAUCUCGGAGGAGGAACCUUCGAUGUUUCACUUCUCUCUAUCGACGACGGUGUCUUUGAGGUCCUCGCUACUGCCGGUGACACCCAUCUCGGUGGUGAAGAUUUCGACAACCGUGUUAUGGACUACCUCACCAAGCAGUACAAGAAGAAGACCGGCACUGACGUCACCUCGAACCUGCGCGCCAUGGGCAAGCUCAAGCGCGAAGUCGAGAAGGCCAAGCGUACUCUCUCCAGCCAACAAAGCACUCGCAUCGAAAUCGAGAGCUUCGAAGAUGGCAACGACUUCUCGGAGACCCUCACUCGCGCCAAAUUCGAAGAGCUCAACAUGGAUCUUUUCCGCAAGACCAUGAAGCCGGUGGAGCAGGUGCUCAAGGAUGCCAACGUGAAGAAGGAAGACGUUGACGAGGUUGUGCUUGUCGGUGGUUCUACUCGUAUCCCCAAGGUCCAGCAACUCCUCCAGGAGUACUUCGGUGGAAAGGAGCCAUCCAAGGGCAUCAACCCCGAUGAGGCUGUUGCCUACGGUGCUGCCGUUCAGGGUGGAAUUCUGUCUGGUGCUGAGGGUACCGCGGACGUCGUCCUCGUUGACGUUUGCCCGUUGACUCUCGGUAUUGAGACCACCGGUGGUGUCAUGACCAAGCUCAUUGCCCGCAACACUGUCAUUCCUACUCGCAAGAGCCAGAUCUUCUCUACUGCCGCCGACAACCAGCCCACUGUGUUGAUCCAGGUUUACGAGGGUGAACGUUCGAUGACCAAGGACAACAACCUGCUCGGGAAGUUCGAGCUCUCCAGCAUUCCUCCUGCCCCUCGCGGUGUGCCCCAAAUCGAAGUCACCUUCGAGAUUGAUGCCAACGGUAUCAUGAAAGUCGCCGCUGCCGACAAGGGCACUGGCAAGUCUGAGAGCAUCACCAUCACCAACGAAAAGGGACGUCUCAGCCAGGAAGAGAUUGACCGGAUGGUCGCCGAGGCUGAGCAGUUCGCGUCUGAGGAUGAGGCUCAGCGCAAGCGUAUCGAGGCUCUGAACUCGCUCUCCUCCUUCGUCUACGGUCUCAAGAGCCAGCUCGGUGACCAGGAGGGUCUGGGUGGCAAGAUCGCCGACGAUGACAAGAAGACCUUGCUCGCCACCAUCAAGGACACCACCGACUGGAUCGACGAGAAUGGUUCUUCUGCCAGCGCUGAGGACCUCGAGGAGAAGUUGGCCGAGAUUCAAUUGGUGGUCAACCCCAUCACCUCCAAGCUGUACUCUGGAUCCGGUUCUGGAGCACCAUCGGGUGAUGAGGAGUUCGGCUUUGACCACGAUGAGCUGUAA